AUGGAUAUUGCUCUAUGUUAAAUUCCCAAUCAUGAUAGUUAACGUCUAAAAUAUAUAUGCGUGGAUCCAAAUUGUAGUGUUGCAAAAAAAAUUGGUAUUCCUUUUGAAUUUAAUUAGGCUGUUCCGAUUGUUUUCUUGAUGAUCAUAUAACACACAUUAGAAAAACAACUGCUUAAUUUAAGGAACAAGUAAGUUAAUCUAUUGACACGAUUUCUUAAGUUGAAUUCUCAAAAGCUAAUGGUUCUCCAUAAAAGGAUUUGGAUUGUCAAAUAGAUUUUGAAUUAGAAAAUUGUCUUGAAAACAUUAAGUCAAAGUUUUAAUCUAUAAAAAGUGAUUUAAAGUCAUAAAUUGAUAGCGAUAUGUUAAAAGUACAAGAUAAUUCCUCUUAAUUUAAAUAAAAUAUGAACAAUGAACUAAACCCAUUAAAAUUAACUAUUGAAAAUGAAUUACCUUCUUUAAAUUAGAAUGAGCUUAAUUAGUUAGUCAAGUUUUAUUAAGAGGCUCCAAAAAUUCACAAACAUUAUUCAAAAGCUACUGAACUUCUAUAAGAUGAAAAAUCAAAAGUAAAAUAAAAAAAAUAAAAAUACUUAAACAAAAUGAAAAGUAUAAUGCAAAUAUUACUUAAGGAGUUUAAUGAUUUAAUGACAACUAAAAAUGUAUAGAUUGAUGAUUUUAGUGAGUAUGAAACUCCCUAAAAAUACACAAUGUCACCUAAUAAAAUGAUAAAUCUUGUAGAAACUGCACGUUCUACAAGACGAUUUCCUAUGUCUUAAUCUUAAAAAAAGUAUUUCUUAUCUGCUAUAACAAAAAAGCUAGAUUGA
Molecule: messenger RNA, 821 nt
Organism: Paramecium octaurelia
Lineage: Eukaryota; Ciliophora; Oligohymenophorea; Peniculida; Parameciidae
Source: the annotation of a GenBank genome assembly